Rhizophagus irregularis DAOM 181602=DAOM 197198 is the source of this 606-nucleotide messenger RNA. The record is from RefSeq and is a predicted model, not a curated record. NCBI's taxonomy places the organism in Eukaryota, Fungi, Glomeromycota, Glomeromycetes, Glomerales, Glomeraceae.
AUGCAAUAUGCUGAUUGUAGUGAUCUUCAAAAUUAUCUCAAAGAUAAUUUUAAGAAUUUAACAUGGGAUGAUAAGAAAAAAUUAGCGUUUCAAAUUGCAGAUGGAUUAAAUUAUUUGCAUAACGAAAAUAUUUUGCAUAGAGACCUUCAUUCUAAAAACAUAGUUAUUCAUGAGCAUAAUGCUAAAAUUACAGAUUUUGGUAUUUCAAAAAUUCAAAAUGAUCCGAAUUCGACAGUUUAUAUGGGUAAUUUUGGCGUUAUUCCUUAUAUGGAACCAAACCGUAUUUUAGAUCAGAAUUUUCCAUAUACUAAAUCAUCAGAUAUAUAUAGUUUUGGUGUAUUAAUGUGGGAAAUUUCUAGUGGAUAUCCUCCAUUUAAAGAUUGUGAUAAUAAAGUUGCACUUGCUUUUGAAAUUAACAAUGGUGUUCGUGAAGUUACAAUUCCUGAUACUCCUAUUGAAUAUGAAGGACUUUAUAAAAAUUGCUGGAAUCAAGUUCCCGAACAAAGACCAAUUAUCAAUAAAGUGUUGGAUGAAUUUGAAAAAAUGGGUUUUGGAAUCAACACUAGAAAUAAAUCAAUCAAAGGUGUGUAUUUAUUUUUUCUUUAA